Molecule: messenger RNA, 1775 nt
Organism: Hydra vulgaris (swiftwater hydra)
Lineage: Eukaryota; Metazoa; Cnidaria; Hydrozoa; Anthoathecata; Hydridae
Product: vacuolar protein sorting-associated protein 37A
Biological process (GO): protein targeting to membrane; protein targeting to vacuole; ubiquitin-dependent protein catabolic process via the multivesicular body sorting pathway
Cellular component (GO): ESCRT I complex
Source: RefSeq, a predicted model, not a curated record
GCAAAAAAAAAAAAAAAAAAAAAAUAAUGUUUAAUAAUGAGUUGGUUUUUUUCAAAAUCUUCAAGUGAAUCCUACAACUCUUUUCCAGUUACAACGCCAUUGCAACAACAACGUUUAAACCAAAUUAAAAGUCUUGCACAACACUUAAAUGUUAUUGAAGUUCAAAGAGAUAUUGAGUAUAGAGUUACAUUUCCUGUUGCUGGCAACACUAUAAACUUUAACAUAUUGUUACCUCCUAAUUUUCCGAAUGAGAAACCUAUUGUCACUGUUUCACCAAAGUUAAAACAUCCUUGGGUCAAUGAACAAAUGAUAAUAGUUGAUGCACCUGGUUUGAAAACAUUUUAUGUACAUUCAGAUCUUGGAAAGGUGGUCAAGCAAAUAAUAAAAGAAUUUAAAACUAAUCCUCCGCAGUUUAGUAAUAGCUUUUCACCCUCUACAAAUCUCACCUCACCUUCAGGUUUUAAUCAACAAUUAAUUAAUCCAGUAAAAGAAGUUAAACUUAAUGUUAUUCCAGAUCGACCUCCUCAUUAUUCAGAAAAUCAUAAGGUAAUUGCAAGUAAUAAAUGCACUUAUGAUGAAGCCAUUCAACCUUGUGAUAUUCAAACAGACAUUAAUAAUGUAAUGGAAAAACUGAAGCAUUUUUCAAAAAUUGAACUGGAAAAUGUAUGCAACAACGAAGAUUUAUUGUUGGAAUACAUCGAAGAAAUGAAAACAAUAACUGAUUUACAAGUUCAAAGAACAAAGUUACUAGAAGAAAAUGAAAAUAUUGCAGUUAUGAAUCUUAAAUUUGAGACUCAAAUUGAAGAUAAACAAGUGGAUCUUAAAGAACUUAUUGAAGAGAGUGAUGACUUAUAUCAUAAGUUUCAAAAUAAAUCUCAGAAACAAACUGAACUUUUACAGAUGUAUGAAAUUGGACACAUAUCCACAAACUUAAGAAUUAGUAUUCUUGAAGUCGAAGAAGAUUCAGAAAAUAUUGCUGACCAAUUUUUAUCUGGAUCUUUGAAUCUGGAAAGUUUUCUUGAAAAAUUUCUUGAUAAAAGAAAGUUGACUCACAUAAGACGUGCAAAAGAAGAAAUGCUAAAGUCAGUUUUUGUCUAAACGUUUUUCAACAUGGUUCUCAUAGAUUCUUAAUACUUUUAUAAAAAAAAAUGAUUUAGGUUUGGCAAUCAUUACUUACAAAUUAAUCAAUUAUAAUCUUUUUUUAAAGUUUUUUUAAAACAGUGAAGGUUUAAGAUUUUUUAAUUGAAAACAUUUUUGCAUUAAGAAAAGUCAUAAACUGACAAAAACCUUUGUUGCUUGGUAAUCUUAGUUAUAAAAUAACUACCUGUAACAAAAGUAACUAUCUGUAACUAAGGUAGUUGUUAUAACAAAAUUAUAAAAACUAGCUAAAAGAUUUUAUACAAAGUGCAUUGUUGAGUCCUUAAAUCAUUUUUAGUUUUUUAUGAUAUUCCAGAGAUAUAUAAGUGUUUUAUGAUAUUCCAGAGAUAAAGAAUCUUUUAGUAUUUAAAUUUUGUUUCUAAAAAUUAAACUUGUUUUUAAAAUUGUUGUGUUUUGUAAUAAAUAUAUGAGUAGUAAAACUUAUUUAUUUUAAUAGAAUCCUAAUUCCAUGAGUUGAAAAUCAGUUCAUGAAAAUUUUUCUGUAAUUUCAUAGUCUGUUUUUUGUUUUUAUUUAUUGUUUUUUUAUUUUUGUGAUAUAUUAUUUGGUCAUAUAUUUAAACUAUAUUUUUGCAUUACUGAGAUGUAAUAAAAUACCAACUUUAAAAAAAUAAACAAAU